GGGAUGCGCAGUCGUAUCAGUGCAGAGGCUUAUCCACGACGUGGUCUGUCGAGCGGUCGAGUCGCGAUCAUUUGAUCUCGCGAUCGACGCGACCGAACAGUACGAAGAAUCGAUCGACAUCGGUAGCUGAUUUUUCACAGAAUAAGUCUCGUUUACCGAUUCCAACGGUACACGAGCAACGCAAGUUAAUUCGUUGGGCGUUCUACCGAUUUUCGCAGUGUCCAGUGGUGUUGAACAGUGUUAUCGACUGACGUUCCCAGCAACAGUUGCACGCGCUGUCAAUCCUGCCGUAUGAUAGUGUUCGAUCGCGCCCACCGUUCUAUUUGUGUUCUACCAAAAUUGAGGAAAGAGGACCGUACAUUUAACUAUAGCACGAAAUGUUUAGUUGGUUAAGCCGGGAAGACAGCAGCAGGCAAGAACUCUUCGAAAAUGUUACGGAAGGGCUUAAAAAGAUAUAUAAAUCGAAAUUGCUGCCCCUGGAGCAGCAAUAUCAAUUCCAUGAUUUUCAUUCCCCUCAACUCAACGACCCAGACUUCGAUGCCAAACCUAUGAUCCUUCUGGUGGGUCAAUAUUCUACUGGCAAAACUACCUUCAUCAAGUAUUUGCUCGAACGAGACUUUCCUGGAAUAAGAAUCGGCCCUGAACCAACAACAGAUCGCUUCAUUGCAGUUAUGUACGACGAGAAAGAGGGCGUGAUCCCUGGGAACGCUUUAGUCGUCGAUCCUAAUAAACAAUUUCGUCCGCUUUCCAAGUUUGGUAAUGCAUUUCUUAAUAGAUUUCAAUGUUCUAUGGUAGCAUCACCUGUUUUGAAAGGAAUAUCCAUAGUCGAUACACCUGGUAUAUUAUCCGGUGAAAAACAAAGGGUUGACAGAGGCUACGACUUUACCGGAGUACUAGAAUGGUUCGCAGAAAGAGUUGACAGAAUCAUACUGUUGUUUGAUGCGCACAAGCUUGAUAUUUCCGACGAAUUUAGAAGAUCCAUCGAAGCGUUACGUGGCCACGACGAUAAAAUUAGAAUAGUUUUAAACAAAGCAGACAUGAUCGAUCAUCAACAACUUAUGAGGGUGUAUGGAGCGUUGAUGUGGUCUUUAGGAAAGGUUCUUCAAACUCCUGAAGUAGCUAGAGUAUACAUUGGAUCAUUCUGGGAUCAGCCCUUAAGAUACGAUGUAAAUAAGAGAUUAUUCGAAGACGAGGAGCAAGAUUUGUUCAAGGACAUGCAAUCGUUGCCGAGAAACGCAGCACUUAGAAAACUUAACGAUUUGAUUAAACGCGCGCGAUUAGCAAAGGUACAUGCAUAUAUUAUCAGCGCUCUGAAAAAAGAUAUGCCUAAUAUGUUUGGCAAAGAUACAAGAAAAAAGGAGCUUAUAAAGAAAUUGGGUCAGAUUUAUGAUCAAAUACAAAGAGAACAACAGAUUUCGCCCGGCGAUUUUCCAGAUUUGAAAAAAAUGCAAGAGAGCUUGGCGCAUCAUGAUUUUAAUAAAUUCUGCGCCCUGAAGCCCAAAUUGUUAGAAGUAGUGGAUAAAAUGCUCGCCGAAGAUAUCGCGAAACUCAUGGCCAUGAUACCGCACGAAGAAGUCUGUACAAUGUCGGAUUCGCUCGUCAAAGGUGGUGCGUUUGAAGGCGUGAAAGAUCAAGUAAGCCCAUUUGGAUAUAAGCGAGGAGAAGGUAUCGAUGCUGGAGCAGGCGAACCAGAAUGGAUUGUUAAUAAAGAGAGGGACAAAUAUGACAGUAUCUUCGGAACGCUCGACCCGUGCGAUGGAAAAAUUACAGGAGCAGCUGCAAAAUCAGAAAUGGUGAAAUCCAAAUUACCGAACAGUGUGCUUGGGAAAAUUUGGAAAUUAUCCGACAUCGACCACGAUGGACUUUUGGAUUCCGACGAAUUUGCCUUAGCGAUGCAUUUAAUUAAUGUAAAACUAGGAGGUUACGACCUUCCCGCGGAAUUACCGGAUCACUUGAUACCGCCAUCGAAGCGAAACGAAUAAUUUGCCGAUUUUUAUUUCUAUAUUAUUCAUUUGUUAUAAGUGUCAACUCGCCGAUACGUUUGGUAUAUAUUUAUUGCACGCAUUAUGUGACUGUACUUAUUAAUUCGAUAACAAGACAGUCCGAACACAUCGACAAACGUUGUCACUUUUCAAACGUUCGACAUAAUACAUGAUAUUCUCGGAUAUUACGUCACCAAAUUACUUUGCGUUGCUUUUAGACCUCUCUUCGUCUAGUAAUACCAAAAACAACGAGAAGAAAAAGAAAUAGCGUUUGGUCUUUGAUUUAUUCUUUACGUGGCUUUUCAAACGUUUUCAAGGUAUUAUAUCGCAUAGCCUUUCGAAAUAGAUUUCUCGUAUCAAAAAAAAAAAUACAUUUGGAUUUUUCUUUCAAACGGUAUCAAACUAUAUCAUUCUAUAUCUCUUAUGCUGGGUAAUCCACUCGAGAAUUUUAUUCUCGCAAGUCGCUAUCGAGAGGCAACUCUUUCACACAGGCACACGAUUAUAGUCGGUGCUUGCGUAAACGGCUCUUGUGCGCCGAUGUGAAAAAACCCUUAAGUCCAGCGUUACGUUCCGCUAAUGGAUACGUAACAUUAUUCUUAUCACAAUAGCCAAUACCGAAUAAGCAUUCAACCGAUAACAGAAAGAUACAUCUCGAAUGCUAUACGAAUCAUAUUUAGGAUAUGUUACGUACACAGACUGGUGUGUUCGAACGAAAAUUUUUUGAACCAACUUGUACAAAAAAAGAAAACUCCGUUUCUCAUUAAUUCGUAGCUACAGCUAAAGAAAGAAAAUUAUAGCGAUAAAUAUGUGGGAUGGUAUACAUAAGUAUAAUGUACUCGGUUGAUUUGAUUGUGAUUGUUGUUAAUUGUUAUUAUUUUCAUUAUUAGUAAUGUUAUUAUUAAUGCUAUCUUCGGGCUAUGAUCGACGUUUUAAUCUUAAAAUAAUACGUGCAAAAUUUAAUGUAACGUUAAAGAAAAGUUUCCGCUAGGUGACACACUUUGAAAUUGCGAACAGAGUAUGACCCAAUUGCAUAUUAAUCGAAUACAACAAUUACUUCUCCGCGUCGAUUGUCUUCGUUAUUAAUGCCUGUGUUGAUAAUAGCAAUCUCCAUGAG
Colletes gigas is the source of this 3096-nucleotide messenger RNA. RefSeq names its product EH domain-containing protein 1 (gene Past1). Gene Ontology annotation, biological process: endocytosis; endosomal transport. The record is from RefSeq and is a predicted model, not a curated record. The transcript has 7 exons. The coding region runs from base 378 to 1982 and encodes 534 amino acids. NCBI's taxonomy places the organism in Eukaryota, Metazoa, Arthropoda, Insecta, Hymenoptera, Colletidae. Gene Ontology annotation, cellular component: cytoplasm; plasma membrane. Gene Ontology annotation, molecular function: protein binding; GTP binding; calcium ion binding.